AUGUAUGUGAAAUGGUUUGAUACAGUAAUGUUAUACUAUGUGAUUUUAGUGAAUGUCACUUUUUGUCAUUUUCAAAUUUCCCGCCGUUCCGUCCCCCGUACGUCCCGACGCUCGCAGGGGAUGGAACCCAGAAGACAGAUGCUGGCAUAACAUUGACAGGGACACUGCAGGAGGGACAUCGCGGGAGUGCAGGACAAGGUAAGUGAUCGAGGGAUCGUGGAGCAGCGCCGCAUGGUAAGCCCGAGUGUAGCUCGGGGUUACAGCUUGUGCUACACUCGGGAAUACCGCCAGGGAGGUUAAG
Molecule: messenger RNA, 301 nt
Organism: Staurois parvus
Lineage: Eukaryota; Metazoa; Chordata; Amphibia; Anura; Ranidae
Source: the annotation of a GenBank genome assembly